Messenger RNA from Batrachochytrium dendrobatidis JAM81, 3435 nucleotides. RefSeq lists its product as uncharacterized. Bases 1 to 3435 code for a protein of 1144 amino acids. The transcript has a single exon. The record is from RefSeq and is a predicted model, not a curated record. Gene Ontology annotation, cellular component: plasma membrane; lamellipodium. Gene Ontology annotation, biological process: regulation of Arp2/3 complex-mediated actin nucleation; cell migration; ubiquitin-dependent protein catabolic process. Lineage: Eukaryota; Fungi; Chytridiomycota; Chytridiomycetes; Rhizophydiales.
AUGCAAGGUUUGGGUUCGUUCUUUUUUGACCCGCUGGAUCAGCCUAUGCUCAAAGUAGUCAGAUACAACUCUUCUACUUCAAUCACCCAAACUCGAUCUACUUCCACAAGCCACAACACAGGAUACGUUCCAAACACUAACCGUCAAUCUGAUUUUUUUAAACCCUCAAUUUCACACAAGGCCACUGCAUUUCCAUCAUCUGAAAUCCAAUGCAGAGUUGGUAGUAUUGGCAACCCCACAUUUUCGGAAAUGGACUUGACUGUAUCCUUGCAAAACACAGUUGGUGGUAAAUCUGAGCAGCGUGUCACUGUGUCACCAGCCAUCGCGCUCCCCUCGUUCAAUAAGCUCUCAGUAGGAAAAUGGCAGAAUGGACAAAAUAUACAUUUGGGAAUCGAAGUUAGCACAACACUUGCAAAAGCAUCCAAAAUCACUUAUCCGAAAAGCACUCUUCGUAGCAACAGACUGCCAAAAAUUUCUUGUGAAUCCAAUACAAGCAAAUUGAAUAGUGUAGUCGGAGGUCUGGUAUCAUCUAAGCAAAAGAAUCAAUGUUUGUUGAAUAGUAGCAGUUUAAACUCUGAAGUGAUACACACGGAUAAUUCAACUGCAGGUAUAACACAGGAUUAUUUUUUAUUAAAAGGUUGUCCAGAUACUCGAGAACCGAGUCGUAGACUCAUACUCGAGUCGCUCAAACACGCUCAACCAAUAGUCCCAGCUCAUACCACUUGUCGUUUACAACCGUCGCGUAUUGCAGAUCAACUGCCAUGUCCUAAUUCUACAACUAUAAUCAAGCCAUUAGUUCUCAUGGCUGAUGCACAAUCUUCAAAAAUUAUUACAUUAAAACAUGCCACUCUUGCAGUUAUGGAAAAUCUUUCAAACAGCGAAACCAUUACAGUAAACAUCGGUAUUCCAGCUCAUGAGUCACACUCCACAAUCCGUAUUCACAAGGAAAUUGUAUACCAAUCAGCAACAUUAAAGCAUAUUCACCUUCACUCGACACAUUUUCAAGAAAGUGUUCAGGGACUAUCAUUGCCAACCAUUCCUACAGAUGUCAUCCUGCAAAUCAUGGAAUAUCUCACACGUCAAUACUAUAAACAAAAUCUGUGGAAAGAGGGAAUGGUUAGUGUUGACGAAAUACAACCACGUCUCGAUCACUUGUUUGAUUUGAUGGAGGCUGGAAUGUAUCUUGAUUUACCAGGACUAGUCGACUUGUGUGCAAAAUUAGUUGCGAAAAACUUUGAUUGUAUAAAGUCGUUUGAAGAACUAUCGACAAUGCUGGUCAGAAGUGUUCUUAAGCAUUUGAAUGUGGGCCAACUGAUUAUCUGUGAGCAUGAUCUGCUGGCACGGUCCAAAGAAGAAAGUAUGAAAUCGGUAUCGGAAACCAAAACUGGCAAUCUGAUUUCUAAACCAUGCAUUAAUACGCAAUCCAUUUGGAUAAAUCAGUUUUGGCGACUGAUGAAUGGCAGGAUGGAUCGCAUUCAACAGUGUGUAAGCCAACACGACCAUUUCACGUAUCAACAUAUUUACAAUCGCGGCCAACAUUGUGAUUCACUAGUAUCAAACUUGAACAAUGAUACAGCAGAAUCAGUAAUGCUGGAUAGUGUUCAAAGUAUCAAUAUUAUGCAAAAUUUGGGAAUGUCACUUGAUGAUGUCUGCGAAGAAGUAGAAUUUUAUACAGUAGCCAAACGUGUCUGUCUUGAAAAUUACAUUUUGGACGUGCUUGGACAACCACUUGGCCACAAGAUGUUUACACAGGUGAUUCAACAUCAAGGAUCAAUACUAAAAAAACUGUAUCUAGAUAUAGGGUUGAUCCAGGAUAAUUAUGGAAUACAAGGGUUGGUUGGGCAAUUAAGUGCAUAUUGCUCCAAUUUGAAACAGCUUGUUUUAAGAAUUGACCGGUGCAACCAAUAUACUUUAAAUGAGCUCACAAAUGUAGCACAAAUACUUCCCAAUACAUGCCAGCUUUUUCUUGAAGUUCUGGUUGUUGCAUCAUCAUCUGGGUCGAUUCCAUCAAUUCUAGCACUGUGCACAUCAUCGGCUACAAUAGAGCAUGAAUUACUUUCGAAUAAAACAAAUAGCUUCAACUCGGUAUUUCAGCCAAAUGAUCCACAUUCACGACAAAUGCGUAUAGAAACAGAAAGCAACUUGGAUUUGCGAGGAAUCAGCAGUUUGGCAGAAUUUAUUUACCCUUCAAGUUGGACAAACUCAAAUAAGCUUCCCGCAACCAACUCGAUUCAAAACCGCCAAUCUCGCCAUCUUGGAGUUCAUAUGAAAUGGAUCCCAACAGCUUCUAAACAAAUGGGUGUAGAUGCAUCUAUAUUCCAUACUUUUCUUGUUCAAAUCCCUCUAGUACAUAUUAGAAUUACUCACCUUGAUCUAUCAAAUAUCCAAUUGAGUCCAGAUACCACACCUACAAUUAUUGCCUUGGUUUCCCAUGCACAGUCUAGUCUUACGCAUCUUGUACUGACCAACACACAUCUCACUGCCUCUGCUCUUGCAACCAUCUUUGAUGCCAUGCAGCAUGCAUCCUCUAACCUUACUUACAUUAGUAUAUCACGUACAAUUCAUUCAGCUGAUCCCAAUAUCACUGACUGCUGCAAAUCUAUUGCUGCGUACAUUGCUUCAAACCGGACAUGUAUACGUACUCUUGAUCUUAGUGACAAUCCACUCACGUCGCUUGGAAUGAUUAUCCUCACUGACGCCAUCGCUACCAACACGCGUUUAACAUGCAUUCAUCUCAAUGGAGUAAAUCUAGGAUCUCACGUAAAACACCUUGUAAAAUCUGUAACAAUAGAGCAGACAUCACUUACCAAAAUAUGCAUUGCUCGAAAUGGAGUGCUUCCACGUGGCUUAUGUCUUGUCAUUGAUGCACUACAGACUGCCACAAAUCAACAUAAUGUACCAAAACAAAUUCAUAUACAGCCCCUAUGUACCACAACCAUCACAUAUCUCGAUAUUUCUGCCAAUGUGUUUGAUCAGACUGUGGCGACUCGUUUAGCUGCAUGGAUAUCUAGUGGAACAUGCCAGCUCAACAGUCUCGUUGCCAAAGGUCUUGGCACACCUGUUCAAACUCUUGGUACAAAUGGUAUAAUUGACAUUGUUGCUUCAGUUCAUCAUGCAUUGCAUCUCAUGCACAUUGACUUUUCUGCUCAGUGUUUGAAUGACACGGUAUGCGAAGCUUUGGGAAAUGCUAUUGCAAUGCGCACCUGUCAGAAAUGGGUCUUGACAGACAAUUUACUGACAGAUCAAGGUGUUGGAACAAUUAAAAGAGUCAUUGCGACCACUGAAAAAAGGUUAGAACAAAGGAUUACAAUCGACUUGCAACGCAACUGGAUUUCAAAAAAAGCAGCUACGGUGAUUCCUUCCAUGAUUAUGCACUCUAGCAAUGUGCUGAUUAUCACUGGGUAUCAACAUUCCAAUACCGACCCAAUGAAAUGA